AUGCUGCUUCAACUCGAUAUUGGUUGGGAUGUUUACUGCCGUGCUAAUGAGCGAGAAGUUUCAGAACUGCCGAUCUCUAUUGCCAUUGGUGAUGUGAAUAUUACUAAAUCGCUUGAGGACGCUGUUAACGCGCUUAAUACAUCAAGUUUAGUCGCUGCUAUGGGGGAGAUUAACCAGACCCUUAACACUGGCUCAGGAAGCUCGUCAGGCUCUGGUUCAGGCGGCGGCACUGCCACUCCCCCACCAGCACUAACAGAAGAGCAAAUUGAAUCUCUGAAAGUAGCAACUGAACAGUUUGGGGUUGUUUUCAACCAGACAACAACGCCCACAACUGCGUUACAACAGCAGUAUGAACGAGCGAAUGAAAGCGCCAACGUAGCCAUAACUGCUUAUAACCAUGCUAUCGGUACCGCGCUUGCGGAAGCAUCAGCAAAUAAGGAGGAAGACAUGUCAUUCUUUUCUACGUUAAAAACAGCUUUGUCUUUGAAGGAGAAACUUGCUGCUACUGGUGUUCUUGUUCUGAUUUGCGCACUUGUUGGUGCUGGGUUUGCAUGGGAACGUCAUCAGCUAAAGCAAGCCAUGGAGAAAAUUGGCAGUCUUGAUCAGGCUGUUAAGGAACGUGAUAAGUCAAUAAUGGAUCUUAACCAGACCAUUGAGACGAUGAACAAAGCAGAGCAACAUUUUCACAGCCAGGAAGUGAAAAAUGAAUCAGAACAAGCCAAAUAUGCUGACAGGCAAAUGGAACGAAAAGCUGAAGUUCAGAAACAACUGGUUGCGGCG
This is a messenger RNA of Enterobius vermicularis (human pinworm), 780 nucleotides long. The record is from the annotation of a GenBank genome assembly. Lineage: Eukaryota; Metazoa; Nematoda; Chromadorea; Rhabditida; Oxyuridae.